CUGGACCCGUAGCACCAGGAAUAGACGUCCUGGUCCCUUCAGCGACAUAUAAACAUAUAAGGCAUGGUGGAUAGGCAAUAUGAUUUCCACCUCGUAAGCCAAGCUCACCCACUCUCAUUGAUACCAUGCGGUCGAAUAUCGUUCUUUCCUUGGCACUUUGCGGCAUUCCCUUAGCCGUAUCCAAGCCGUUACCCGAAGCAGCAAGCAAGCCUGGCACAUCGAACAACACAGUCCAGGGCUGUCUCAACGCAGCCAAGGCACCGGUCGCCGUAUCUUCAUCUUCGGAUUGGUCCGACGACAUUCGGCCCUACAACUCUCGUUUGCAGUAUACUCCGGCCGUUGUCGUGACGGCUACCGAUGUCAGUCAUGUGCAGGCUGCCGUGAAGUGCGGAGCGCAGUACAACCUUAAGGUCACGGCCCGAGGUGGUGGUCACAGUUACUCCUCCGCAGGACUCGGCGGCGAGAACGGCCAUGUGGUUGUGUGGUUGGACGAGAUGUACGGCGUUACGUUGAACUCUGAUAACACUGCGACGGUGCAAGCGGGUGCGCGGCUCGGGCACAUCGCAACGGAGCUGUUUGACCAGGGAGGUCGAGCUAUCUCGCAUGGAUCGUGUCCUGGUGUUGGAAUGGGACAUGUCUUGCAUGGCGGCUUUGGGUUCUCAUCGUCCAUGUACGGCCUUGCGGAAGACUGGAUCGCCGAGGCAACCGUAGUCACGGCUGAUGGAAAGGUUGUCAAAGCAUCACAAACCCAGAACACGGAUCUCUUCUGGGCUCUCCGUGGCGCGGGGUCAUCGUUUGGUAUCGUUACCGAGUUCAAGUUCAACACGUUCGCAGCUCCCUCGGUCGUCACCUGGUUUAAGGUCACAUCCGCAUUGAAGAAGGACAAGCUGGCUGCGGCUCUUGUAGCUCUUCAGAAGUAUGCCCAAAAUGACAAGCCUCUCGAGUUGAACAUGCGGGCCGUUGUCACCGCUGACAGCACCGCGUUUGACGGUCUCUACUACGGAACUGCGGACCAGACACGCGCCGUGCUCAAGAAGUUCCUGUCUCCCCUGGGCAUCGACGUCGGUGGCGCCACUAUUACCCAGACCGAUUGGAUCGGUCAGCUUGAGCACUACGCCGGUACAGCAAGCCUUGACGAGACUGGACCGCAGAGCCUGUCAGAUACAUUCUAUGCCUCGAGUCUCAUGACCAAGACGGUCUCGAACGCAGGCUUCGCUGCUUUUGCCGACUACUACCAGAAUACGGCAAAGUCGACGGACAGUGGCUGGUUCGUCCUCAUUGACGUUCACGGUGGCAGGACAAAGACAGCUCAAGUCUCAAACACGGCGACCUCUUAUGCUCACCGGGACAAGGUGCUCAUGUGGCAGUUCUACGACUCUUCUGGUGGUAAUGCGUACCCCAAAUCCGGGUACAAGUUCCUCAGCAAAUGGAUGUCUUCGGUAACAAAUACGAUGGCAAGUAGUGAUUGGGGGCGUUACGUCAAUUACGCCGACUCUCAGCUCAGCAACGCGGACGCGCAGGAUCAGUACUACCGGGAUAAUCUGGGGCGUUUGAAGAGCAUCAAAGCCAAAUUAGAUCCCAAGGGCUUGUUCACCUACCCGCAGGGUGUGGGCUCAUAACACGUUAAGCGCAUACAUGUAGUUAUCUACUCACUUUGAAAUUGAUUUCACACAGGGGCGUGUAGGCAUAUUAUUUGAAUGAGACACAAAAGCAACGGUAGCAUCGAUAGCAUCAAA
Molecule: messenger RNA, 1736 nt
Organism: Colletotrichum godetiae
Lineage: Eukaryota; Fungi; Ascomycota; Sordariomycetes; Glomerellales; Glomerellaceae
Product: FAD binding domain-containing protein
Exons: 2
Coding region: 126-1619 (497 amino acids)
Molecular function (GO): FAD binding; oxidoreductase activity
Source: RefSeq, a predicted model, not a curated record